Striga asiatica is the source of this 2784-nucleotide messenger RNA. NCBI's taxonomy places the organism in Eukaryota, Viridiplantae, Streptophyta, Magnoliopsida, Lamiales, Orobanchaceae. The record is from the annotation of a GenBank genome assembly.
CGAAAUUUUUGUCACGAUCCUUUCCCACUCCUUCCUUUUUUCUGAUAUCUCAAAAAAAUUGACUAUUUAUUUUAAAAGGGAAACAAAUCCAAGCACCUUAUCGGAUGAUAUCAGCAUUGGUCGACCCAUUUUAGUUAGGCAACCACGGUUAACUUAACCAGAGUUCAAUUCCGCGAGUAUAAAUACGCAAACGAACACCUCAAUCAACCGCAUCCCUUUCAUUUCCUUUCUCCUCACACUGCGAAGUUUCCAAAAGAAGCCUUUUGCAUGGUCGAAACCCAAUUCUCAACCCUCUAACACACAAUUCACUCACUCCUUACUAAGGAAAAAAAAAAUCAUAUCUCCCAAAAAUGGCAGAGAACGGUGAAUUUAGCUUCAGCGUGAAAGGGCGAAACAACCUCCCGAAGAUCCAGACACAGAAGAAGGCGGAUGACACGGCGGAGAGCGACGGCCAGAUCUGCCACGAUGACAGUGCCCGCCCGGUGAAGGCGCAGACGCUCGACGAGCUCCACUCGCUGCAGAAGAAAAAAUCGGCGCCGACCACGCCGCUCCAGGCGGCGCAGGGCCCGUUCGCCGAGGAGGAGCGCCAGAAGCAGCAGCUCCAGUCGAUCAGUGCAUCUCUGGCGUCACUGACGAGGGAGACAGGGCCGAAGGUGGUGAAGGGAGAUCCGGCGAGGACGGCGGAGACGCCGCGGGUGGCAGCUGCGAGCUAUCCGCAGCAGGACCUCUUUGCUCCCACUAACAUCAGCGACAGUUCCCUCAAGUUCACGCACAUCCUUUAUAAUCUCUCCCCUGCUGAACUUUACGAGCAAGCAAUACACUACGAGAAAGGGUCUUUUAUCACGUCAAGUGGUGCACUUGCCACAUUAUCGGGCGCCAAAACAGGACGUUCCCCUAGAGAUAAGCGCGUUGUCAAAGAUGAAACCACAGCCGAUGAUCUUUGGUGGGGAAAGGGCUCACCGAAUAUUGAAAUGGACGAGCACACUUUCAUGGUCAAUAGAGAAAGAGCUGUGGAUUACUUGUGCUCAUUGGAAAAGGUUUUUGUGAAUGAUCAAUUCCUUAACUGGGACCCUGAGCACCGCAUUAAAGUUAGGAUCGUCUCUGCAAGGGCUUAUCACUCUCUGUUUAUGCACAACAUGUGUAUCCGGCCAACUCCGGAGGAGCUGGAGAACUUUGGUACGCCUGACUUCACGAUAUACAAUGCUGGGCAGUUUCCAUGUAAUCGAUACACCCACUACAUGACCUCGUCAACUAGCAUAGACUUAAAUCUUGCUAGGAGGGAGAUGGUCAUCCUUGGCACACAGUAUGCAGGGGAGAUGAAGAAGGGCCUUUUCAGUGUGAUGCACUAUCUCAUGCCCAAGCGACACAUACUGUCUUUACACUCUGGUUGCAAUAUGGGGAAAGAUGGAGACGUCGCACUCUUCUUUGGUUUAUCAGGUACUGGUAAGACAACAUUGUCUACGGAUCACAACAGAUACUUGAUAGGUGAUGAUGAGCACUGCUGGAGUGAGAAUGGUGUGUCAAACAUUGAGGGUGGUUGUUAUGCUAAGUGCAUAGACUUGUCGAGGGAGAAGGAGCCUGACAUAUGGAACGCAAUCAAGUUUGGUACUGUGCUUGAGAAUGUGGUGUUUGAUGAGCACACACGAGAAGUGGACUACUCGGACAAAUCCGUGACAGUCAGCAAGCUCAGCCUGGCCCAAACCAUGUAUCACUUCAUAAGCGGCUACACUGCCCUGGUGGCAGGGACAGAGGACGGAAUAAAGGAGCCUACGGCUACAUUUUCUGCAUGCUUUGGUGCAGCAUUUAUUAUGCUACAUCCCACGAAAUAUGCAGCCAUGCUAGCCGAGAAAAUGCAAAAGCAUGGAGCAACUGGAUGGCUUGUGAACACUGGCUGGUCAGGUGGAAGCUAUGGGUCGGGAAAUCGGAUCAAGUUAGCUUACACUCGGAAGAUAAUUGAUGCCAUACACUCUGGGGCCCUUCUGAAGGCAAAUUAUAAGAAGACGGAAGUUUUUGGGCUUGAGAUCCCCACUGAACUUGAAGGCGUGCCUUCGGAAAUUCUCGAUCCUGCUAAUACUUGGUCUGACAAGAAUGCACACAAGGAAACUCUUCUGAAAUUAGGAGGUCUCUUCAAGAAGAAUUUCGAGGUGUUCGUCAACUACAAGAUUGGGACCGACAACAAGCUGACUGAGGAGAUCUUAGCAGCUGGGCCGAAUUUCUAAAUCCGCAUGAACCGAGAAUCAUCAGGGGAAUAAAAGCAUGAUAUGAACAUGUACUUGUUCAGUCCGUUGUUCAGUUUGGUCUUUUUACUUGAAUGAUUUUAUGCGAUUUGAAUACCUUUCUCAUUGUCAUUGAGACAGGGUACCACUAUGUUAUUUACUGGUAAAGAUCCUCUUCGGAUCUGUUAUGGCCUUCCAUCUUUAUCGAGUCAGUUUUUCCAGUAUCACGGCACCAGACCUUGUUUAAUGUGCAGUUUGUUGUUUUAUCAAGUUAUUUACUUUGGUGUCAUUCAAUAAAUACAUUUCUCACUCAAAUUACUGCAUAACGGUCUGUUGUCCCUAUUUGUAAAGAUGCUAUCAACAAUCUACUUUGAGCUACACUCCACCUAAGACCUUAUUACUCAACAUUCAUGAUUGUUGGAAUAUCACUUGUGAGUUGUCUCAUAUUGAUUCUAUAAGGUAAAUGAACUUAGUUUAUAAGUCUAGUGGGCUACUCCUUCCAUGACCAAUUGGUUUUGGGAUGGAAUCUCAACUACGCGCACCACACCCUCUUAUGGUGCGCUUCAUC